Messenger RNA from Dicrocoelium dendriticum, 580 nucleotides. The record is from the annotation of a GenBank genome assembly. Lineage: Eukaryota; Metazoa; Platyhelminthes; Trematoda; Plagiorchiida; Dicrocoeliidae.
AUGCCGCUCGCAUUACAACCAACUUGCUCUGCGGGAGCCCUACAUAGAAGUAGGACUAUCAAGUUGAGGCAGCUGGAGUGUAAACGUUUAAAGAAAUUGGUCCCAACCGUAGCUGAUACUGAGUGCAACAAUGAGGUUGUUAUAAUCAGGGAAGCGAUCAAACAUAUUAGCACCCUCGAAGAAGCUGUUCUGCGACGCCUGAUACCAAUUCCCCUCGAAUGCCACCGUCUGCUCGACCUGGAAGUCCCCCACACCCGCAGGUCAUCUACAAAUCAAUUGAUUAUGAUGAUCUUUAACCGGAAGACUGAUAAAAUUCCACAGUUGCCUGCACUGCCGCGGCCGAGUGUUAGAGAAGCCAGCACAGCUUUCGAUUCUGCUGGAACUACACCCACAUGGACAGAUGAAGAUGAGUAUCCGGGCUAACGAUUGAAGAUCCGUAUAUACCAAACAGCGAAUAGCUUUGAAUACCCAACGCCUAACGUCUUUCGAGUUCGUGGUUGUCUUUGAUUUUAAAAUGAACUCUACACUGUCCCUUGCUUGGCACGGUGCCAAUUCAUGUAUAAAACAGUACAGCGUCCUC